UUAAUUUUUUUUUACUUCUUUUUUCUCAUGAUGUAAAACAGCCGUCAUUUAGUUCAGCAUCUCGUUUAAAGGACAUAUUUGCGAAAAAAAUGUGGUGAGGUUCAGCAACUGUCUUGGUGGUGUUUGCGCAGCUUCCAUAACAUGGUCUCCCGGCCCCGGCAUUUCUUCAUUUACAUAAACUCAACUUCUUACAGCGCAAGGGCUCCGAAUCUCAAAUCCGCAACUCACCUCCUCCAAAGUAACCUCCUCAACGGCCUUCAACAGCUGUCCGCCCAUAGACUCCAUCGCCGCCCCCCCUCCCAGCAAUCAAGAAAAUCGCAGACGCGUGGCUGCAGAUGACGCCGCCGUGCCGCUCAUUUCCCGCCUCGGAGCUGCCAGAGAGGAUCCAGCAGGAUGCUUCGGGUCGGCGCCGAAAGGUCGAGGGCGCGGGCAGCGUGUCUCGCAAGAUUGACUUAUCGGCCUGUGAGCUCUUCCAGAUGCUGCAGUACAGGUGCGAGGUCGAGCGACCGCUAUCGCGUGACAGUCCAGUUCGAUGCUAUGCUGUAGACCGGUUAUUUCGCAGGUGCAAAGAUAAAAAAGGCAUCUUCACCGUAGAGACAACGGCGUGGGAAAAGGAGAGGGCCAAAGGAGAUGGAAGCUUACAAGGAACCAAGCCUAGAGAGCCGCCAAAGCCGCAUCAGUGGUCGUCGAACUGGCAUGAUCCAGACGAGGCAUCUCCGUGAUGCUGCAGCUUUUCUUGCUGCAAUUUGCAAAUGACAAACGGGGCUGCAAUCCCUCCGGUAGGAGAGCUCUCAACGCUAUCAGUAUGAGCGGCGCUGGGCAGGGGCGAGCA
This is a messenger RNA of Trichoderma asperellum CBS 433.97, 832 nucleotides long. RefSeq lists its product as uncharacterized. Gene Ontology annotation, cellular component: mitochondrial inner membrane peptidase complex. Lineage: Eukaryota; Fungi; Ascomycota; Sordariomycetes; Hypocreales; Hypocreaceae. The record is from RefSeq and is a predicted model, not a curated record.